Cannabis sativa is the source of this 3268-nucleotide messenger RNA. RefSeq names its product probable inactive leucine-rich repeat receptor-like protein kinase At3g03770. Gene Ontology annotation, biological process: protein phosphorylation. NCBI's taxonomy places the organism in Eukaryota, Viridiplantae, Streptophyta, Magnoliopsida, Rosales, Cannabaceae. The record is from RefSeq and is a predicted model, not a curated record. Bases 717 to 3008 code for a protein of 763 amino acids. Gene Ontology annotation, molecular function: receptor serine/threonine kinase binding; protein kinase activity; ATP binding. The transcript has 7 exons.
CAACAAAUGAAAAAGACAGUAAGACAGUCAUUCAUGCUUCAACUAGCCACUAAAGAAAGAAAGUUAUCUUUUUCAUUUUCUUCUUUUUGUUUUUGAACCAAAACAAAUGUUAUAAUAUCAUUUUCUUGUUGACAUCUUAAUUGAGUUCUCUCUAGAUUUUUUCUUUGCUCAAAAGACUGAAGAGUAUUCAAAGUAGACUCCUCUCUCUCUCUCGGUCUCUCUCUUCCUAUCUUCUCUUCUGAAGAGCAAAAGUCUAAGCCAUUAAUGCUUCACUGGCUUCAAAAAAGCACCAUGUGAGAGCACUAAAUGCAAUACUGCAUUAAAUCCAGGUACCCCACUUAUCAUCUUCAACUACUACUAAACAAAAUCUUUGGAACUUACCUUCUUCCUUGUGGGUUUUGUCUCUGUUACUUAAAUCAAAUGUGACAUGUGCUUUGUAAGCUCUGUGAAAGAGUAAAAAAGUCUCUGCCUUUAUUCUGAGUAAAUUGCUGGAAAAGCUUGGUUUUUGAGCUUGUGGGGUAAAACUGGUCGUUCUUACUCUGCUGCUUUUUUUCUAAAACGAAGAAGAUUCAAUCAUUGAGCCUGAACUUGCCACCAUAUUCCUGAAGAGUUUGUCAAUAUUCCACUGAUAUUAUAUUGGUCUCGUUUGCGUUUCCAUUAAAUGACAGGUCUUUAUUGAGUUCUUGGGUCAUAACAAGAAAAAGUGAGAUCCUUUAAUGGGGUGUAGUAAUAUGCUCUUGAUUUUCUUAUUUAUCUGGAGUUUUUCUUUUCUGGGUACUUACCAACUUCAGUCCUCUCAAACCCAAGUUCUUCUACAGCUAAGAAAGCAUUUGGAGUACCCAACAGAGUUAGAAAUUUGGCAAGAUCAUAGCAGAGAUUAUUGCUUCAUUUCUUCAAGUACACAAGUUAACCUCACAUGUCAGGACAAUGUUGUCACUGAGCUCAGAAUUAUUGGAGAUAAGUCAAUUAAGGUGAGUGAUUUUAAUGGCUUUGCUAUUCCAAAUCAAACUUUGUCAGAGAGAUUUUCAAUUGAUUCUUUCUUUACCACACUGGCAAGGCUUAAUAAUCUGAGAGUUCUUAGCCUUGUGUCUUUGGGCAUCUGGGGUCCAAUUCCAGACAAAAUUCAUAGACUCUAUUCCCUUGAAUAUCUAGACUUGAGUUCAAAUUUUUUCUUUGGUUCAAUUCCACCUAAAAUCUCAGAAAUGGUGAAGCUUCAAACUCUUAUAAUGGACAACAAUUUCUUGAAUGGAACUGUUCCAAGUUGGUUUGAUUCAUUAAUUGAUCUGAGUAUUUUAAGCUUGAGCAACAACAAAUUGACAGGUCCAAUUCCAUCUUCAAUUCAGAAAAUAACCACUCUCACCAAUCUUACUAUAGCUAACAAUGAUAUAUCAGGGAAAUUACCAGAUCUUAGUGCCUUAAGAAGCCUUUAUGUGCUAGAUUUGAGUGGGAACAAAAUUACCUCAUCACUAUCUCCAAUGCCAAAAGGGUUGGUCAUGCUGUUUCUUUUCAACAACUCAUUCUCAGGUGAGAUUCCACAGCAAUAUGGCCAAUUACAAGGCCUUCAAAACCUUGACUUAUCAUCCAAUUAUCUAACAGGCAUGCCUCCAGCUAAACUUUUCUCUUUGCCUAAUAUCAGUUACUUGGAUUUAGCAUCAAACAUGCUAAGAGGUUCACUUUCGAACCAUCUAAGUUGUGGGAGUAAGCUAGAGUUCGUAGAUAUAUCGAAUAACAAGUUCACAGGUGGAUUGCCUACUUGUUUAAGCUCUAAAUCAGAUAAAAGACUUGUUGAGUUUGAUGGGAAUUGUCUAUCAAUAGAUAUGCAGAAUCAGCAUGAACAAUCACAUUGUGAAGAAGUGAAAAACCAGAAGAGUAAUAAACAAUCUCGAGGCAAUACAGCAAUUCUAGUUGGUGUUAUUAUGGGAAUAGUUGUGCUUUCUGUGCUUUUGAUUAUAGGUUUGCUUAUUUUGUUAAAACAUUUCUGUCAUCGAGGAAUGUCUGAACAACACUUACUGCACAAAGCUGUACAAGAUAGCUCGGUUUCAGGAUACUCCUUCGAGCUUUCGACAAAUGCAAGUUUUAUUUCUCAAGCUGCAAAUUUAGCCAGACAAGGUCACCAAGUAUGUCAGUCCUUUUCCUUAGAAGAGUUAAUAGAAGCUACUAACAACUUUGACAACUCUUCCUUUUUGGGAGAAGGAUCUUAUGGGCAGCUAUACAAAGGAAGGCUAAUGAAUGGGGCAGAAGUUGCUAUAAGGUGCCUGCAAUUAUCAAAGAAAUUUUCGAUUCGAAAUGUAAGACUCAGGUUGGAUCUUCUUUAUAAGCUGCAGCACCCACAUUUGGUACGCCAUUUAGGCCACUGUCUAGAUAGUGGUGGCCAAGGAGAUUACAAUCUGAACAAGGUCUACCUUGUAUCUGAAUUUGUACCAAAUGGGACUUUUCGUGACCAUCUUUCUGAGAACAACCUGAGAGAAGUGCUCAACUGGCCACAAAGACUGACAAUACUAAUUGGUGUUGCCAAAGCCGUACACUUCCUUCAUACUGGAAUCAUACCUGGUUUCUUCAACAACAGACUGAAGUCAGAUAACAUCUUGCUCGACCAGCAUCAAAUGGCGAAAUUGAGUGAUUAUGGAAUGUCAAUAAUCUCAGAAGGAACUGAAAAUUUUGUGGCAAAAGGAGACAAUUAUAAAUCAUGGCAAAUGACAAGUUUAGAAGAUGAUGCAUACAGCUUUGGCUAUAUAAUAUUAGAAGCAGUAGUUGGGCCUUCCCAAUCUGCUAGCAGAGAGGCAUUUCUGCUCAAAGAAAUGACAACUCUGCAGAGCCAAGAUGGGCGGAAGCGAAUAGUUGAACCAAUUGUUCUAGCUACAAGCUCACAAGAGUCACUGUCGAUUGUGAUCUCCAUAAUGCAGAAAUGCAUAUCUCCAGAUGCAAGUCGUCCAUCUUUUGAAGACAUACUUUGGAAUUUGCAGUAUGCAACUCAAGUACAAGCAACAGCAGAUAGUGAACAAAAAUAAAGAGGUACUCCAUGAAACCACAAGAUUUGACAUGCUUGAAGUAGAAGGACAUGUGAAAUGAGGAGGUUCAAUCUAGGCAGUUCUUAUAAGAACAAAUAAUAUGAUUCAUUUUUUCUUGUUUUAAUUAUAACAUAGAUCUCUGUCUCCUUGUAUUCUUCAACAAGAAGUCACUGCAGGGUAAGACCAUACUAUUUGAAUAUACAUCAAUUUGUAAAUUAAAGAGAAAUAUCAAUCAACAAGUCUUUAUGAUUUUCCUGUAA